CACACUGUUUUGGGCUAAAAGAGAAAACAAUUGUUGCUUUUAUUUACAAAUAUUAUAAAAAAAAACACAAAAUGCAAGCCGAUAUUAGUAAUGUUUCUCGGGAUUAUGCGAAGAUUGUACAGAGCGCCGAUCUGGAAAAGGAGAUCAACCCACUCUGCACGAAUAUAGACGAUAUGCUGGCCAGAUUGGAUGAGUUCGAAACUUUACUGUCUUCGGUGCGUGCAGAGUCCAAUGGAAUGAUGGCCAACAAUGUGUGCAGUAUCCUGGCAUUUGGAGAGAGUUUCGAGCAGUUAAAAACUAGGAUCGACAGUCUGGAGCAAUUUGUGGGCGCAGUUAGCACGAAUUUGAAAGAAGUUGAGAGAUCAGUGGAUAUUGCUGAGGAGGAACUUCACGUUACGGAUUAUAGCAUUAAAGGACUUCUUUUGAAACCCCUUAAAGCCAAGCUAAGUGCCAGCGAACCCGCAACGUCCAACUCUCUUCCGCGAUCCAAUCUCAUUGAGGAGGAAUACCAACCUGUAGAGAUCUUCAAAUCAGAUGAUUACUUCGGAAAAUCAUAACUAGAAGCAGUUGAGGAAGUGGUAUAGAAGGGAGAACCAAUAAGCUAGAUUACCUCGUGAAUAUUUAGUCAGUAAUCAAAAGCAAUUGGCUUGGAUUAGCUUUUAAAAUGUAUAUUCAUAUACAAUCUUGGAAUUUUUCCAAAUCUCUUUUCCUAUUAGAUUUCUUAUUACAUUUUAUAAAACUUUUUUAAAUGCAAUUAAACUUAUCACCAAAAACAUUUGAAAUAAGCUAAACAAUUUUACGUCUUAUAUUGUCUAUUGUUAUUUAUAAUUGUUGUGAAAAACUAUAUUAUAUAAAAAACCAAUUGAUUGCCUAUGCAUAUAUGAUUUACAGAUUUAUAUUUGGUUGAUACCUUUUAACUUUGGAAUACUAUGUAUCGUAAUCAUUAGCAAAUUGUAACCUAUAAAUAUUUAGUCAAUAAUUAGCGUAAAGGUACUUACGCGAACGUUUAAUUUUCAUAUUAAAAAUAGUACGCAGUAGAGUUGCUCUUAUUUAUACGGGGAAGCCCAUAUAAAAA
This is a messenger RNA of Drosophila rhopaloa, 1075 nucleotides long. RefSeq names its product biogenesis of lysosome-related organelles complex 1 subunit 4 (gene Blos4). NCBI's taxonomy places the organism in Eukaryota, Metazoa, Arthropoda, Insecta, Diptera, Drosophilidae. The coding region runs from base 72 to 557 and encodes 161 amino acids. Gene Ontology annotation, cellular component: BLOC-1 complex. The record is from RefSeq and is a predicted model, not a curated record. The transcript has 2 exons.